AAAUACUUUUAUUUUGAACGUUUGUUACAAGCAAAAUGUGGAAGUUAUUAGGUCUAUUAAUCGGCUGCUAUACAGCAUGUGCUAUUGCUGCUGCAAAGUCUGGUUGUUCUAUAAAAUUGCCCACCGAUAUUAAAGGAUUUGCUCCCGUUAUUUUGACUUCUAAGUCAGGCAAUGACUUUAAACUCUUCAAACCCACCGGUGAAGUAACCACCCUAAAAGAAGGCACUCAAUUAUUAUUGGCUUGUACCGGCAAUAAAAAUGUUUUUGAGAAUACUACUUUCAACACCCUACAACUGAAAUGUUCCAAAGGCAAUUUUGUGGAUUCGAAUAAUAAUGAGCAACCUCUCAGUGAGUUGGUGUGCAAAUCAAUACCCAGUUCUUCAAUGAAAAUAACUACCGACGAGUGUUCGCAUGGUGAGGGUUAUAUUUAUGAAACGGGUUUCAUUGUUGAGGGUGCAUUUUAUGGACCAGUAUUUGAAAUAUGCUACAGUAAUGUUACGGAGAAUACUUUUUACACCCGCGGCAUUUUAAAUGGCGCUGCUAUGGAUUACUCCAUUUCAGAAGGUACCCGCCGUUCCUUCACCGCCGAUGGCAUGAAAUUCACCACCACCAAAGCCAAUACAUUCUACACACAGAAAAAUCAAAUCAAACGUUUUGAAAUGUAUUUCGGCAGCGAUCAAACCUACAUCGAUACAAAGAACUUUCUGGCCCGUGGCCAUUUAGCGGCCGAUGCUGAUUUUAUUUUCGGCUAUGAAAAACUGGCCACUUACUAUUAUGCCAAUGUGGCGCCCGAAUUUCAGCUUAUAAAUGCCGGCAAUUGGCUGAGAGUUGAGGAAUUGGCACGUGCUGUCUCCGCCUCCUAUAAGGAUGACAUUGAAUCCUAUAAUAGUUAUAUGGGUAUUUUGGAAUUACCCACAGAGAAUGGUGAUUUAGUAGAGAUCUAUUUGGAUGAUACGCAAAAAAUCGAAGUUCCUAAGUAUUACUUUAAGGUUUUGGUACAUCGGGCCAGUGAUUCGGCUAUAGUUUUUGUCACCGUUAACAGUCCCUAUAUAGAGGAUGGUCCGGCUGAGGAAGUUUGCACGAAUGUGUGUGAACAAUCGGGUAUAUUGCAUGCCAACUUCCCAGAUACCACAAAAGGUUAUACAUUCUGUUGUGAAUUGCAUGAGUUCAAAUCGUUGGUCGAUUGGUUGCCCGACGAGGUUCAAGGUAGUAAACUCAUGAAACGUAAUCUUUAAGAUGUUUGUUAUUUUUUUUUUUUGAAUGAAAUGAGAAUAAAUGUUG
Molecule: messenger RNA, 1281 nt
Organism: Calliphora vicina (urban bluebottle blowfly)
Lineage: Eukaryota; Metazoa; Arthropoda; Insecta; Diptera; Calliphoridae
Exons: 3
Coding region: 36-1235 (399 amino acids)
Biological process (GO): apoptotic DNA fragmentation
Cellular component (GO): nucleus; mitochondrial inner membrane
Molecular function (GO): single-stranded DNA endonuclease activity; metal ion binding; RNA endonuclease activity
Source: RefSeq, a predicted model, not a curated record